AUGGAGACGGGCAGGAGCCGCGGCGGCGGCGCGGCUGUCAGCGAGCGCGGCGGCGGCGCGCGCGCGGGGGUCUGCAGGAGGCAGGAGCAGGCCGGGGCCCUCGCUGCAGACAUGGACUCGCAUUGUGAGUGCGCCGCGGAGACGCCCGCCGCAGAGCCGCCGUCGGGGAAGAUCAAUAAGGCUGCGUUCAAGUUAUUCAAGAAGAGGAAAUCGGGGGGCACCAUGCCCAGCAUUUUUGGGGUCAAAAACAAAGGGGAUGGGAAGAGCUCGGGGCCGACGGGGAUGGUGAGAAGCAGGACCCACGACGGACUAGCCGAGGUGUUGGUGCUGGAGGGCAGCAAGAAGGAGGAGCCGCCAGGCGGGAGCGAUCACAGCGGGGCCCGGCCGAUCCCGGGACCCCCCAAAGCCUCCGGGCCUGGCCUGGGCUCCCUGGCCAGCAGCUCGGUGGCCAAGUCCCACAGCUUCUUUUCCCUGCUGAAAAAGAACGGGCGAUCGGAGACCGGCAAGGGAGACCAUGCCGAGGCCAGCAAGGCUGGCGGCAAACAAAAGAGGGGGCUGAAAGGGAUCUUCAGCAGCAUGCGCUGGCACCGGAGGGACAAGCGCGGCAAGGAGGAGGAGGAGAAGGCGGCGCGCGCAGCGGGCCCGGGCAGCCUGGUUCUGCCCGGCUCGCUCACCGCCAGCCUGGAGUGCGUCAAGGAGGAGCCGCCCCGAGCCGCGCGCCGCCCGGACAGCCCGGGCCAGGACGCCCCGCGACACGCAGCAGGUGAGCCCGCAGGGGGAGAGCAGGCGCCCGCGUCCGCCGAGCGCGCCCCGGAGCGGACCUGCCUCGAGGCCGCGAGCCCCACCGGCCCUGGCGAUCAAAGCUCCCGGGGAGAGGACGCCGAGGGGCAUCGGCGCGCGGAGAAGCCCGGGGCAGCCCUCGAGUCGGGAGCCGGUGAGGUCCAGGCGGCCGAGGAUGCGUCCAAGACAGGUGACGUUCCGAUAAAGACCGUCCCCCUUGUCGACUCCGAAGGUGGCAGCGGCCGGGCGUCUGCCGUCCCUGACCCUUCCUCUGUUGAUCCACCCUCAGACCCGUCGGCAGAUCGUAUUUGUUUGAUGUUUUCUGACGUGACUUCACUGAAAAGCUUUGACUCUCUUACAGGCUGUGGAGAUAUUAUUGCAGACCCAGAAGAAGAGGCAGGCCCCAGCUGUGACAAGCAUGUCCCCGGGCCAGGCAAGCCAGUUCUCUCUAAAAAGAACGCGAGCGUGGUGGCCUACCAAGGAGGAGGGGAGGAGAUGGCCAGCCCAGAUCAGGUGGACGACACCUAUCUCCCGGAAUUCUGGGACAUGUUGUCCCAGACUGAGGACCAAGGGCAAGAAACCCAAGAAGGCGCAGCGAAGGCAGCCACUGCUUCGGACACCAAGUUGGCCCCUGAGACCUCCAAUGAUACCCGGUGUGGGGAAGCAGCCAAGGACGUGUCCUCGGUCAAGCGCAGGAGACUCCACAGAAUUCCCAUUGAGUCCCAGCAGAAGGAGGAGCCUAAACACCCGGAGAAGGAGCAUCAAGAAGGUGUCCCUAACAGCGAUGAGGGUUACUGGGACUCCACCACUCCUGGCCCAGAAGAAGAGAGCGUCAGCAAUGGCAGCAGCAGCAAGAAGGUGGUCAUCCCCAGGGAUAGCGACAGUGGCGAUGCUCUCUGCGAUCUCUACGUUGAACCUGAAGCAAGCCCAGCCACACUUCCUGCCACAGAGGACCCACCCUGCUUGUCCCGGCUAAAGCCGGUGUCUCCAGGCACCAUCACGUGUCCUCUGAGAACGCCGGGCAGCUUGCUGAAGGACUCUAAAAUCCCUAUUAGCAUCAAGCAUCUCUCCAACCUUCCGUCCAGCCAUCCGGUGGCCCACCAGCAACCAGCCAGGAGUGAGGUGCCCAGAACAAAAAUCCCUGUUUCCAAAGUGCUGGUCCGUAGGGUCAGCAACCGGGGCUUGGCUGGGACCACCAUCAGGGCAGCAGCAUGCCAUGACAGUGCCAAAAAGUUGUGAGGUCCCCAAGGCCAAGGAGGAUGGAUGGGCCAUAUGUUAAGGAAUACAACUUUCCCCUGGAAAUCACUGAAGGAAGUUCUCUUUCUCCAAAGCAAAAUCAUU
This is a messenger RNA of Mus pahari (shrew mouse), 2121 nucleotides long. RefSeq names its product APC membrane recruitment protein 2 (gene Amer2). Gene Ontology annotation, molecular function: beta-catenin binding; phosphatidylinositol-4,5-bisphosphate binding. Gene Ontology annotation, cellular component: plasma membrane. NCBI's taxonomy places the organism in Eukaryota, Metazoa, Chordata, Mammalia, Rodentia, Muridae. The transcript has a single exon. The coding region runs from base 1 to 2019 and encodes 672 amino acids. Gene Ontology annotation, biological process: regulation of canonical Wnt signaling pathway. The record is from RefSeq and is a predicted model, not a curated record.